UUUGUUAGUGCGUUGGAGUUAGUGCUGGCUAGCUUGACUUUGGUUAUGACAGUGUUAGUGUGAGUGAGUGUCUGUAAACAAUAUUCUAUUUAUUUUCUAGAAAGCUAUGUCUUCUUCCAUAUUAAGGAAGAGCCUACAACUUUUUGAGGAAGAUCAACCAAAAGGAAAAGACAAAUCAAAGGGGAGAAGGAGUAAAGCUGUAGAGGUCUCCUCUAAGAGGGGGAUCAGGAAGCGGAGAAAGCGGACAGCAGACCAUGUCGGGAAACCCAAGUCAAGCCUAUCCAAGGAGUCAGCCCUAGAAACUUAUAAUAGAAACAAAUCUGUGGAUCUUACUGAAGACUCCCUGUAUUAUCUUAACCUGAUUUCCAAUGUUGGAGGUAAACCUGAUGCCAAGACAGUCAAUACUAUUUUGGAGUACAACAAAGGGAAAUUAUCAAGAAAUCAGAAGAAAAUAGAAGAAAAACCAAAAGAACAGUCUAUAUUCAGUGACAAGGACUUUGAAGACUUUAGAAAGGAAUAUCUAAAUUCUUGAUAUGAAUUUAAAAAAUAAACCAUGUACAUUUUAGGCAUUAUUUAGUACUUCUGGACUUCAUUUAUUGGUCCAAGUUUUUGCUGCUCAUUAGGUGAUUACUGGAAUGUUUACCAGUGUUUGUUGAUGAGGUUUGAGCUGGCUACUCCAUCAGUAAUUGUGACCAGAGGAUUACCGUUAACAUGUAAUAAUUGUAUUAAUACAUGUGCAUAUGACUUUUCAGGGUUUUUUUUUAAAGAAUGAUUAAUCAAAACUAUGAUAGCUCAUUUUCUCAUUUUAAGCAUGGACUUUCUUUCAAGUUGCAAUAAAAUGUCAGUCUUUUUUCAAA
This is a messenger RNA of Magallana angulata, 857 nucleotides long. RefSeq names its product active regulator of SIRT1-like. NCBI's taxonomy places the organism in Eukaryota, Metazoa, Mollusca, Bivalvia, Ostreida, Ostreidae. Gene Ontology annotation, cellular component: nucleolus. The record is from RefSeq and is a predicted model, not a curated record. The coding region runs from base 107 to 532 and encodes 141 amino acids. The transcript is spliced from 4 exons. Gene Ontology annotation, molecular function: enzyme binding.